Passer montanus (Eurasian tree sparrow) is the source of this 1990-nucleotide messenger RNA. RefSeq names its product chromosome unknown C16orf87 homolog (gene HDIP1). The transcript is spliced from 4 exons. Bases 144 to 608 code for a protein of 154 amino acids. The record is from RefSeq and is a predicted model, not a curated record. Lineage: Eukaryota; Metazoa; Chordata; Aves; Passeriformes; Passeridae.
CUUCCUCCCGCCACCUCCUCCUCUGGCCGCUCCCUCCCGCUGGCUCCUCACUCCACCUCCUUCCUCCCGCUCCUCCCGCCGGCUCCUCCCGGGGCGGGCGCUCCGGCCGCGGCCGUGUGAGCCCAGCCACGGCAGCAGCGAGCAUGUCCUCCAGUCGGGCCAAGAAAGUGAAGAUGGCCACCAAGUCCUGCCCCGAGUGCGACCAGCAGGUUCCUGUUGCAUGUAAAUCAUGUCCCUGUGGCUACAUAUUUAUCAGUCGAAAACUCUUGCAUGCUAAACGUGCUGAAAGAUCACCACCCAUCACAGAAAACAAGAGUGAGGCCAAAAGGAGGCGGACAGAGAGAGUUAAACGAGAGAAGAUCAAUUCUGCAGUAAAUAAAGACUUGGAAAACCGAAAAAGAUCCAGGUCCAACAGCCAUUCAGACCACAGCAGACGGGGAAGAGGAAGACCUAAGAGUGCCUCAGCGAAAAAGCACGAGGAAGAAAGAGAGAAACAAGAAAAAGAAGUUGACAUGUAUGCUAACCUUUCAGAUGAAAAGGCCUUCGUAUUUUCAGUGGCCUUGGCGGAAAUAAACAGAAAAAUUAUCAAUCAAAGACUUAUUCUCUAAGUUGUGAGCACAAUCUGAUGCAGUUUUAUGCAGGAUGGCUAGCAGAUUUCCAAGGUGCCAUGGACUCUCGGAAAGUGUGUUGUCUGCACCAACAAGGACCGUAGCAUUUCCUGUUAAAAAUUCUGCUCCUGUUCUUGGAAAUCGAAUUCUGUCUCUACAAGUCAGAAAGAAAGUGGUCACAAGAUUGUGCUGUGAAAAAUCAGAAAGCAGAUGUGUUUCAUGCCUUGAAGACAAAUGCACAGAGAGACUGCACCCAUUCCAGAGCACUUCUUUUGAAUUUGCUGCCAGAAAUGCAAUAUUUUAAAUAUUUUCAGAAAUAAAUGAUUUUCAUUUAAAAUUAUAUAUUUCAGAUUUUUCAGCUAUAUUGCAGUUUACGUAUGUACAGUUCACAUAACUUUUUAAUAAAUUGAUAUUCCAAUAUUUUAUUGAACUGAGAAUUAAGUACAUUUGUGAUACUCAGGGUGUGUUGGUUUUAAUCCUCUUAAAAAUCUGGUAUUCAUCCUAGGUGUGACAUUUCGUAAUAGGUGUGAUAUACUUCUGGUAGGACAAAAAUUAGAAUGGUUUCAUUUGGGAGGAUUAUUUUGUUAGAGAACUUCAUAUUUUUUAUGAAUUAUCUCUAGAAGAUAAUUCUUGCUCCAUAGAGUUGUUUUUAAAAAAUCAUUUACUUUGGUGGUCAGACUCCUGAAGUUUGAGAGCCAAGCACUUGUUUUGUAACAGUUAUUUGCUGAGUACCUGCCUUGUCCAGCUGGUAAGUUCUUACCCUGUACUCUUUCUUGGCCCAUUAUUUACUGGAGAGAGAGAGAAGGAGACAUCAGAAAUGCAGAUCUGCAGUUGGCAUCCUGUGACUGGUGUUUCCAAAAUGUGAUGUGGUAGUUCCUUUUACUCCCCAUAGCUUUUUCUGACUGUUUUUUAAAAGCAUAAUUCUUAGUGGAAUUGUGUUUGGAUUGCUGACUGUAAAUACCAAAGUCCACCUGAGUGUGCAAAAUUGAGCUGUUUGAUAUAAAUAGUUCUAGGGAAGUCAUUCAACAAAGUAGACUUUCUUAAAGUGGUAUAAUAAAAUUUCAGCCAAAACUCUUCCUUUAGUAACUCUACGGGGACUUUAUUUUACCAAGCAAAAACCCCAAAGCCUCAAGCUGUGUAAAAUCCUGAGGGAGGAGGUGUAAGAGAUAAUUACAUUCAUAAAAUGUGACACACUGGGAUUUAGUCGCCUUUCAUUUGCUUUAUUCUAGGAGGGGAAGUGCAACUAAAUGUCUUUUUCUUCAGUAUUACUGGUGUUUUUCAGUAUCACAUUGAGUAAUGAGAAUUGCCUAAUGAGGUUCAGCUACAGAACUGAUCUCUGGGUGGAAACCAAGAUGUUUAUUAAUAAAGCUUGGACUAUCAGA